UACUCGAAACCGGAAGUUCCUCUGAGAAGCGUGUUCUCAGGUUUCCGGGAGAGAGCCGAAUUCUGUGGUAGCAUGUGGGAGCUUGUGUGAGAAGCUGGUGGCGUCCGAGUCCUAUCCCAAUUACAGGCUCCCGCUGAGGAGCUGCCGGAGCUGCUUCAGGUGACUUCCAAUCCGCGCGUGGAGCCGAAAAGCUUGUGUUUCUAGAAUCCUGCCAGUGGAAAGAUGACGUCCUUAGCCCAGCAGCUGCAAAGACUCGCCCUCCCCCAGAGCGACCCAAGUCUGCUCUCCAGAGACCAAGUCGCCUCGCUGUUGUUCGACCCCAAGGAAGCGGCCACAAUCGACAGGGACACCGCCUUCGCCCUGGGGUGCACUGGCCUGGAGGAGCUGCUUGGCAUCGACCCCACCUUCGAGCAGUUUGAAGCCCCGCUGUUCAGUCAGCUUGCUAAAACUUUGGAGCGCAGCGUGCAGACCAAAGCCGUGAACAAACAGCUGGAUGAACACAUCUCACUAUUCCUCAUUCAUCUGUCUCCCUAUUUCCUGCUGAAGCCAGCGCAGAAGUGUCUGGAGUGGUUGAUUCACAGGUUUCAUAUCCAUCUUUAUAAUCAGGAUAGCCUCAUUGCCUGUGUUUUGCCAUACCAUGAGACGAGAAUAUUUGUCCGGGUUAUACAGCUGCUAAAAAUUAGUGGUCCAAAACAUAAAUGGUUCUGGUUGCUACCAGUUAAGCAAUCUGGAGUGCCUUUAGCCAGAGGAACUUUGAUUACCCACUGCUACAAAGAUCUUGGAUUCAUGGAUUUUAUUUGUAGUCUCGUGACAAAAUCUGUGAAGGUUUUUGCUGAACAUCCAGGAAGCUCAGCACAGUUGAGGGUGCUCCUGGCUUUUUAUGCUUCUACCAUUGUGUCUGCUCUAGUAACUGCUGAGAAUGUAUCAGACAACAUAGUCGCCAAACUUUUUCCAUAUAUCCAAAAGGGAUUGAAAUCGUCUUUGCCAGAUUACAGAGCUGCAACAUACAUGAUAAUAUGUCAGAUUUGUGUGAAAGUGGCCAUGGAAGAUACCUUUGUUAAUUCAUUGGCAUCGCAGAUCAUCAAGACAUUGACCAAGAUUCCUUCUUUAAUCAAGGAUGGCUUAGGUUGCUUGAUAGUGCUGCUACAAAGACAGAAGCCAGAGAGCCUUGGGAAAAAGCCAUUUCCUCACCUGUGUAAUGUUCCCAAUCUCAUUACAAUACUUCACGAGAUUUCUGAAACGUAUGACAUCAGUCCUCUGCUGCGAUACAUGCUUCCCCAUCUGGUGGUUUCUGUCGUGCAUCAUGUUACAGAGGAGGAAACUGAAGAGACGGAUGGUCAAAUCUACAAGACACACUUAGAAGCUAUAUUGACAAAAAUAACGCUGAACAACAAGUUAGACCAUUUGUUGGCUAGCCUUCUUUUUGAAGAGUAUAUUUCAUAUGGCUCACAAGAAGAAAUUGAUCCUAAUAAAGUAUUUCUGCUUGAUGAGCAGUUUCUUCCACUCAUCAGACUUCUGGAAAGCAAAUAUCCCGGAGCAUUAGAUGUUGUUCUAGAGGAACGGUUAAAGGAAAUAGCAGAUCUAAACAAACAAGAGCUUUUUCACCGAUUUAUUUCUCUGACUACAAGUGGAGGAAAAUAUCAGUUUUUAGCAGAUUCUAACACCUCUUUGAUACUCAGUCUGAAUCACCCACUUGCCCCUGUAAGACUUUUGGCUGUUAAUCAUCUGAAAAAGGUCAUGAAGUCAUCAAAGGAGGGUAUUGAUGAGUCUUUCAUUAAAGAAGGUGUUUUAGCCCGGUUAGAGGAUGAUAACGUGGAUGUUAUUUCUUCAGCUCUAAGUGCUUUUGAGAUUUUCAAAAAACACUUUAGUUCAGAAGUGACUGUUACAAAUCUUCUGAGACUCUUUCAAAGAGCAGAGCUCUCAAAGAAUAGGGAAUGGUCUAAGAUACUUGAGAAAGCAGCUGAUAUACUAAUUAAAGAAGAGAUAUUGAGUGAGAGUGGUCAGUUGUCAAAUCAGGUGGUUGUGCACUUGCUGCCUUUUAUGAUCAUCACUAAUGAUAAUAUGGAAUCUGCUGAGAUGAAAAUUGCUAACUAUUUAUCAAAGUCAGGAAUUUGUUCACUACACCCUUUGUUAAGAGGCUGGAAAGAAGCUGUUGAAAAUGUGAUCAGAAGCACAAAGUCAGGAAAAUUAGUUGGUAUAGCAAAUCAGAAGAUGAUUCGGUUGUUGGCUGACAAUAUAACUUCAGGAGAUCCUUCUUCAGCCCUAAGGAUGGUGGAAGAUUUAAUAAGUGUUGGUGAGAAGGAGGCCUCUACCCUGAAACAGAAAGUGGCAUUUCAUGUGAUUAUGUCUGUGCUUGUCUCUUGCUGUUCAUCUUUAAAAGGAACCCACUUCCCACUUGCCUUAAGAGUCUUCAAUUGGUUGCAGAAAAAAAUAAAGAAAUUUGAAAGUGUCAUCACUGCUGUGGAAAUCCCCUCUGAAUGGCAGUAUGAGCUGAUGAUAGACCGAGGGAUACCAGUGGAGCUGUGGGCACAUUACAUAGAACAGCUCCAUGGGGCCCAGAGGGUUGCGGUGGAAGAUUCCAUUUUACUUGUAUUUUCCCUGAAAAAUUUUAUUUAUGCACUAAAGGCUCCUAAAUCCUUUCCUAAAGAUGAUACAUGGUGGAACCCUGAACAAAUGGAAGAAGACAGCAGAAACUAUCUGCGCUUGCUUAUUGGACUGUUUGAGAUGAUACUUUGGGGUUCUCAUGCUUCCCAUUUCAAAGUUCUGAUGAAACUUUUGAAAAAGGUACAUCUGGAUGAUAUUUCUCAAUUAUUCAAGUUCUUUUCGGUUUUAUGGACUUACAGUUCUAGCCUUUCAAAUCCACUUAACUGCAGUGUGAAAGCAGUACUGCACACUCAAACUCUUUAUAUAGCCUGUGCAGUGCUGUCAUCUCAGAAGAUAGAGUGUAAGCACCAGCUGGCAUCCAUGUCUUCUCCAGUGGUGACAUCUCUACUCACUAAUCUGGGGAGCCCCAUAAAAGAAGUGCGUAGGGCUGCUGUCCACUGUCUCCAGGCCUUCAGUGGAGUGGUAUCCCCGUUUCAACUUGUGAUAGAUCAUUUGGUUCCUAAGGCAGAGGAGAUCACCUCAGAUGCCGCCUAUGUUGUACAGGAUUUAGCUACUUUAUUUGAAAAAUUACGAAAAGAAAAGAAAGUGAAAUCUCAGCAGAAAUUGUCUGAAACUUUGAAGAAUCUACUGCAUUGUGUAUGUAGUUGUCCAUCUUACAUUGCAAAAGAUUUGCUGAAAAUAUUUGAAGAUGUCAACAGCGAGAUGGUGCUUUCUCAACUGUUGCCUGUGAUUGAACAACUACUAGAAAAGAUCCAAAAGGAGCCUACAUCUGUUUUGAAAGACGAACUCAUUGUUUUGCAUCUUACUCUGGGAAAAUAUAAUGAAGAUUCAGUUUCCCUUCUACAUAGGGACCCAAAGAGUCUAGAUAUAUUUCUAAAAGCUGUGCACACAACCAAGGAGCUUUACACCGGAAUGCCGACUGUUCAGAUCACAGCCCUUGAAAAGAUCACAAAACCAUUUUUUGCAGCUCUAUCAGAUGAGAAGGUUCAGCAGAAGCUUUUGCAAAUGUUGUUUGAUUUACUGGUGAACUGUAAAAACUCACUUUGUGCUCAGACUGUUAGCAGUGUUUUUAAAGGGAUUUCUAUUAAUGCUGAGCAAGUCAGGAGAGAACUGGAGCCACCAGAUAAAGCUAAACCCUUGGGCACAAUCCAGCAAACAAGAAGACAAAAAAUGCAGCAGAAAAAAGCACAGGAUCUAGAAACUGUUCAAGAAGUUGGAGAUUCUUAUUGGCAAAGAGUAACCCUCAUCCUGGAGCUGUUACAGCACAAGAAGAAACUCAAAAGUCCUCACAUACUGAUACCAACUCUUUUUAACUUAUUAUCAAGGUGUUUAGAACCUUUGCCACAGGAGCAGGGAAAUAUGGAAUACACCAAACAGUUAAUUCUUGGUUGUCUGCUCAACAUCUGCCAAAAACUCUCUCCAGAUGGAGGCAAAAUACCUAAAGAUGUUGUAGAUGAGGAGAAGUUUAAUGUGGAACUAAUAGUUCAGUGCAUCCGUCUUUCGGAGAUGCCUCAAACCCAUCAUCAUGCCCUUUUACUUUUGGGUACAAUUGCUGGAAUAUUUCCGGAUAAAGUUCUACAUAAUAUUAUGUCUAUUUUUACAUUUAUGGGAGCAAAUGUCAUGCGCCUAGAUGAUACUUACAGUUUUCAAGUUAUUAGCAAGACUGUGAAAAUGGUUAUUCCAGCACUUAUCCAGUCUGAUAGCGGAGACUCUGUGGAAGUCACAAGAAACGUGAAAGAAAUUGUAGUAAAAAUCAUUAGUGUAUUUGUGGAUGCACUGCCACAUGUUCCAGAGCACCGACGCCUGCCCAUCCUUGUUCAGCUUGUUGACACACUAAGCGCAGAAAAAUUUCUCUGGGUUCUUCUCCUCUUGCUUUUUGAACAGUACGUCACCAAAACAGUAUUGGUGGCUGCCUACGGUGAAAAGGAUGCAACUUUAGAGGCAGACACUGAAUUUUGGAUUUCAGUCUGCUGUGAAUUUAGUGUUCAACAUCAAAUACAAAGCUUGAUGAAUAUCCUUGAGUAUUUAACAAAGCUGCCAGAGGAUAAAGAGGAAACCGCUUCCAAAGUAGUAGCUAAUAGGAAGGAAUCACAAGAAGAAAUGCUACAGAUUUUUAAUGUAGACACUCACACUAGCAAGCAACUGCGGCAUUUUAAAUUUUUGUCAGUGUCUUUCAUGUCUCAGCUCCUGGCUUCCAGUAAUUUUCUCAAAAAGGUAGUUGGAAAUGGUGGUCCUCAGAUUUUAAAAGGUCUUGAGCAAAGGUUGCUAGAAACAGUUCUUGGUUAUAUUAAUGCUGUGGCACAGUCUCUGGAAAAAAAUGCAGAUACACCAACUGUGAAGUUUUGGAGAGCACUGCUUAGCAAAGCUUACGACAUGUUAGAUAAGGUCAAUGCUUUGCUGCCCACAGAAACAUUCAUUCUUGUGAUUAGAGGUCUUCUAGACCAUUCCCUGCCAUCUGUUCGCCGGAAAGCACUGGAUCUUUUGAAUAACAAACUACAGCACAGUGCAUCCUGGAAGAUGAAAACAGUUGACCGUUUCCUAAAACUGGUUCCAGUGCUUUUGGCCAUUGUGCAGCGUAAGAAAAAGGAAGUGGAAGAAGAACAGGCAAUCAACAGACAGACUGCUUUGUAUACCCUUAAGCUUUUAUGUAAGAAUUUUGGUGCAGAAAACCCAGAAUCAUUUGUCCCAGUGUUGAACACUGCCGUGAAGUUGAUUGCCCCAGAGCAAAAGGAGGAGAGGAACGUCUUGGGGAGUGCCCUGCUGUGCAUAGCAGAGGUGGCCUCCACCCUGGAAGCGCUGGCCAUCCCUCAGCUUCCCAGUUUGAUGCCAUCAUUGCUGACAACAAUGAAAAACACAACUGAGCUGCUCUCCAAUGAGAUCUAUCUACUCAGUGCCUUGGCUGCCCUGCAGAAGGUUGUUGAGACGCUGCCACACUUCAUCAGUCCCUACCUGGAAGGCAUUCUGUCCCAGGUUAUUCAUCUGGAGAAGAUCACUAGUGACGUGAGUUUUACCUCACAAGCGAGUAUUCGUCUCACGUCUCUUAGAAAGACACUGGCAACCACACUCUCACCACGAGUUCUGUUGCCAGCCAUCAGCAAAACUUACAAGCAGAUUGAAAAGAACUGGAAGAAUCACAUGGGUCCUUUUAUGAGCAUCUUGAGAGAACAUAUUGGAGUGAUGAAGAAGGAAGAGCUCACCUCCCACCAGUCUCAGUUAACUUCGUUUUUCUUGGAGGCUCUGGACUUCCGGGCACAGCACUCGGAGAAUGAUCUGGAGGAAGUUGGAAAAACAGAAAAUUAUAUUGUUGACUGUCUAGUCAGCAUGGUUGUAAAACUUUCUGAGGUUACAUUCAGACCUCUGUUCUUCAAGCUCUUUGAUUGGGCUAAAACAGAAGAUGCCCCCAAGGAUAGACUGUUGACAUUUUACAACUUGGCAGACUGCAUUGCUGAUAAGCUAAAAGGACUUUUCACUCUGUUUGCUGGUCACUUAGUGAAACCUUUUGCUGACACCUUGAACCAGGUGAACAUCUCCAAAACAGAUGAAGCAUUUUUUGACUCUGACAACGAUCCAGAGAAAUGCUGCUUACUGCUGCAGUUCAUUUUGAACUGUUUAUAUAAGAUCUUCCUUUUUGAUACGCAACAUUUCAUAAGUAAGGAGAGAGCAGAAGCUUUGAUGAUGCCACUGGUGGACCAGCUGGGAAACAGGCUUGGAGGAGAUGAGAGGUUCCAGGAACGGGUGACAAAGCACCUGAUACCCUGCAUUGCACAGUUUUCAGUGGCCAUGGCAGAUGAUUCUCUGUGGAAACCACUCAACUACCAGAUUCUGCUAAAGACAAGAGACGCGUCAGCCAAGGUUCGAUUUGCUGCUUUGAUUACUGUGUUAGCACUGGCUGAAAAACUGAAGGAGAAUUACAUUGUCUUGCUACCUGAAUCCAUUCCUUUCCUAGCAGAAUUGAUGGAAGAUGAAUGUGAAGAAGUAGAACAUCAGUGCCAAAAGACAAUUCAGCAGCUCGAAGUCAUCCUGGGAGAGCCACUCCAGGGCUACUUCUAAAGCUUUUUUCGGUAUUUCAUACUCUGUUCAGAGUUCGGAGUUCAGAUUUUUCAUAUUUUUAUUUUGGGGUGUUUGGUGCCAUAUUACUUUUGGUGCUUUAACACCAACCUGGACUUCUUAAUAAAUAUUUAAUGAUUUCUUUGUAAAAUUGCCACCUGGUUUGUGUACACAGAACCCUCUCCUACCAGAGGUGUGUAGUUAUAAAAGUGUAAAUAAUACAUGUUUUUA
Molecule: messenger RNA, 6882 nt
Organism: Ochotona princeps (American pika)
Lineage: Eukaryota; Metazoa; Chordata; Mammalia; Lagomorpha; Ochotonidae
Gene: HEATR1
Product: HEAT repeat containing 1
Exons: 45
Coding region: 223-6654 (2143 amino acids)
Biological process (GO): positive regulation of transcription by RNA polymerase I; maturation of SSU-rRNA from tricistronic rRNA transcript (SSU-rRNA, 5.8S rRNA, LSU-rRNA)
Cellular component (GO): t-UTP complex; small-subunit processome; 90S preribosome
Molecular function (GO): snoRNA binding
Source: RefSeq, a predicted model, not a curated record